Molecule: messenger RNA, 4776 nt
Organism: Eimeria acervulina
Lineage: Eukaryota; Apicomplexa; Conoidasida; Eucoccidiorida; Eimeriidae
Product: Proteophosphoglycan ppg4, related, related
Exons: 16
Source: RefSeq, a predicted model, not a curated record
GAGAGCAAGGCGAAGGCUGUAGGCAAACUGCCGCUGCCUUCGAAAGCACUUGGCGCCAAGCGUGCUCCUCUGCUUCCCAAGUCAGUGGGAGCGAAGGCUGUUCCUUCAGUGGAGGCGAAGGGUCCUGGAGAUGCAGAGGAUCCGGGCGUUACAGAGAUCAAGGAGGCGGGUUCUGCGGGGAAGCCUAGCGAGGAUGAGAGCAAGGCGAAGGCUGUAGGCAAACUGCCGCUGCCUUCGAAAGCACUUGGCGCCAAGGGUCCUCCGCCUCUUCCUAAAUCAUUGGGGGCGAAGGCUGUUCCUUCAGUGGAGGGGAAGGGUCCUGGAGAUGCAGAGGAUCCGGACGUUUCAGAGAGCAAGAAGGAGGAGGGUUCUGCGGAGAAGCCUAGCGAGGAUGAGAGCAAGGCGAAGGCUGUGGGCAAACUGUCGCCGCCUUUGAAAGCACUUGGCGCCAAGCGUGCUCCUCUGCUUGCUAAGGCACUGGGGGCGAAGGCUGUUCCUUCAGUGGAGGGGAAGGUCCCUGGCGAUGCAGAGGAAGCGGACGUUUCAGAGAGCAAGAAGGAGGAGGGUUCUGCGGAGAAGCCUAGCGAGGAUGAGGGCAAGGCGAAGGCUGUAGGCAAACUGGCGCUGCUUUCCAAAGCAUUUGACCCUAAGCGUGUUCCUCUGCUUCCUAAGUCAGUGGGAGCGAAGGCUGUUCCUUCAGUGGAGGGGAAGGGUCCUGGAGAUGAAGAGGAAUUAGCGGUUUACGAGAGGAUGGAGGAGGGUUCUGCGGAGAAGCCUAGCGAGGGUGAGAGCAAGGCGAAGUCUGUGGGCAGGCUGCCAAUGCCUUUGAAUGACCUGUGGGAGGAUGAUUCUUGUGCGUCGGAGGGAGGGUCUAUAUCGGAUGUGGGUAAAUCUGUUCUUCAGCUUGGAGGCUCACUCGACUCUGUAGAUCUCAUGAAGCUGUCAACGGCCUUGCUGCCAAGAGGCAUAAGUGUUAAGAGGGCAGAAAGCUUGAUCAGCCUAGAUGAUGCCGUUCCCAAAGAGGAGGCCUCCAAAGCUGAGCCUCUGAAGGCAUCAAAUUCAGGGGUUGAAAUGAAUGUGAAGCCAAAACGAAUCCCCAGUGUUAAGGCUAGAGAGCCUUCGCUCUCAAAAGGUGCUGGCCUCCCGAAGCCCCCCACUCCCAAACUCAUGUCCCAAGAGACAUCCAUAUCUACGGCUAAAGCGAAUGUGAAGCCAAGUGCUGAGCCGGUGGCAGCAGCCGCCAAACAGAAGAUAGCUAGAGAUUGGUCUUUUGCCCCCACUACAGUUGAUACUGAACUGCUGAUCUUCGAAACGCAGGACUACAUCUCGACGGGGAACACGUUUUAUAACCUUGGUCCAAAGGCUGUAGUUGAGUCCCUUCCAAGAGUCGAUGCAUUACCCCAGUCUCAGCAAAUUUCAGUUCCAGAAAUGGGUACUGUUUCUGGAGCGCUCGUUGGCUUCGACGAGAUCAAGGGUUUGUACGACUCUCCCACCGACCUUAUACCUUGGGACUGCAGCCUCAAGACCUCGGCCAGCGGUAGCUGCAUGCAGAUAUGCAAGCUUCCACCUGUACAGUAUGCCACAGCGCUCAGCGUGUGGAGCGAGCUUCUGCUGCACCAGAAGAGCCAAUUCAUAUCUGUAUUAGGAGGCUGUCAUCACGGCACUGAUCGAGCUGUGCCCUCCCUGCUCGCUGGCUUCGGUCUUUUGAGCGGAUUCGCCGUGAAGGAGCAAAUGCUCUUCAUCAACAGCGUGAAUCGCAUAUACGACUGGAGCACCAUUGUGUCACCUGACAAGGGAGAGUGGAGCUUGUGCCAGUGGAGGUGGAUAAUUGGCUUUAACGGCACUGGCCAGGCAAGAUGCAUCUCUCUCACAGGCUCCGUGAUAAGCGAGCCCCCUCCUGCUGAUGAAGGUCUUUUAAAGAUUGUACUUCUCACAGUACAGAGCGCUUUGUCUGGCGACUCCACUCCACAAGUACUAGGCCUCCCAGGAUUGUCGUCCAAUAAAGUCCAAGACUCUCUGCUACACGGCUGCCUCGUACAUUUUAAAGAAAGUGAAAGGUCUUCGGAGGGGCUCUUAGCUAUAAAAGAAGUGCUACGGACGACGCUCGGCUGCAACAUCAUGGAGGCUACAAGUAUCAUCCGUAUUUGUUUGGCUUAUUGGGUCCUGUGUCGGGGCGCCAAUUUACGGUCUGAAGACCUCGACUUCACGGAACAGCUUCUUGGUGCACAGGCAGGGCAAAUUCGCAUGAUAUAUAAGCAGUGUUCAGGGCAAGACGAGGAUUUAGCUCGACAACUCAGAAAUGCUUUGUAUGAGGGUCUUUUUUACUUCGUGAUACAACUCGCCAAUAAGGAAGUGCAGCGUUCCUUCCAUCCGCUCAUGCCCGUGAAGCCAUUUUCUCCUCAGAGUAGAGCUCUAGAGAUCAUUAUUGAAGAGGCACCGUUUUCAAAUUCGUCAGAUGGACCCCUCUCCUUCGCGGGAUUCGCAAGCCAGGCCUUGCAGGCGCUGCAUUUAGGUGUUGGAUUCCGAGGCAUUCACAACCUUCAACGUGUCCUGGAUGCCGAUGAGGUAAAGUUGCCUGUAUAUCUUGACUCCAUACGACAGAAACCGCACGUUCAGCUGCUGUUGCAGCUUCUCUUUUCAAGACACGGCGGCCUUUUCCCAUUUCUUGCUGGUGGACCAAGGAACAUGGAAGACUUGGCUGCCUGGAUGGAGUUUGCAAGCUCAAAGCCAUGCACACAGGAAGUAUUGAACGCCUCCCCCGACGGUUCGCUGCUCAUUGAUUGGCUAGGCCAGUGGUCUCGAACAGAUUUGGCAGAGUUGACAAGGGCUUCGUCAACAAUCAAGGGACCUACAUUUCGUUUAAUUGGGAGCCUGCUUCGUUCCGCCUCCGCCACAAGAAUGUGCGGGCGCAUUACCAACUGUAGUUCUGCAGCUCGAGUGCUCCAAGCCGUUCAGGAUUCUCUAGCGAUCAACCUGGUGGAGAGACCAGUUCUUGUCGUGCGCUCUUCGGACUAUCGGUUAACGAGUUGGAUGUAUGAAGAGCUGAGGAAGGUUGAGGAUUGGCAAAGCUUUGGCUUUCCUGUGGUGGCACGUUUGGAGGACCUGCCGAAGUACUGCCCUCGGCUGUUUGGGGAGGCGGCAAGUGGAGAAAAGAACGACAUCAUCGGCACACUGGCGCAGUACAUCGACUUGAAAGACUUCGCCAUGGGAAAAACAGUCCUAUUCUUUAGGAGUGCAGCAUACAACUUGCUUUAUGCCUUUGAAUUGGCCGCUAAGUCCAUAGAAGAGGAGCGCAGAGCAAAACUGCGAAUUCUUGAACGCCAACGGGAGGAUUUGCAGGCCUGGAAAGCCAAAGUACAGGGCUCAACGGGAAAGGAGGGAGCGCGGCUUCACGAAGUGCUGAAGUCGCCAACAUCAGUCAGAUUGGCUAGCGGUGAUUCUCCAGUUGAUCAACGCCAUCAGAGCAGGAGCUCUGAAGGCGUGCACUUGAACACCAACAGAUCCGGGAGUAGCAGAUCUGUUGUAGAAAGUCGCAAGCGCUCAGACUCCUCCAGUGCAGUUACUUCUGCUGAAGAUGUAAAGAGCUUUGACGCAUCUGCUCGAAAGUGGCAGUCGUGCCCUGUCUCCUUUGAACCCGAAAGUGAUCGAAGGGAUAAAUCCCUUAGGCCUAGUGUGUCACUAGGCGCCCUCCCUUCCUCAUCUGAAUUUGUGCAGUCUAAAGGGGGGAAAAGCCCUGCAGAUCUCUUGCUUAUACGCCAGAAUCCUGCGCUAAACAACAAGAUGGCUUCUUUUGCAAAGGCGAAAGGGGUCGGAAGUACACUCUCUGUGGGGAAAGGAGAAGCACCUCCUGAAACAAUUGCAAGCGUCAAAAAGAGUGACCCUGCUGUGUCGGUAGAGCAGCUGCCGCUGUCUGCUGCGGGCAAAAGCAAGCCAGAGACACAACAAAACCUGCUUGAGCAGCCAAAGAAGCCUCCGACUCUAGGUGCCCAAAUGCCUCCAAACACCGAAGGCCCGCCAGAGAGUUCUAAGGGAGGAGAGAGCCAGCAACAACUUGAGAACGAAGGGAAGGUUAGCGACAACAAGAACUUUCAAGAACUCGAUCACAAGGACGGGGUGGCGCAGAAGGGCUCUGUGCCGCACUUACAGCCCGCCGACGAGUUGCCUCCUGUGGAAGAAAAGCCUUUGGUAACUCUGGGGUCUCGCAGUGGAUCCAAAGGAGGCAAAGUCGACAAGGAAACAAGCGAGGCGAAUUCAAAAGCUUUAGACAACCCGUUAGGAACAGCAGAGACAACUGGUCACGUUGUGGAAACGAGGGACGCGAGCAAGCGAACUGCCGAUAAGGAGGCUGAGGAGCACAUCGCGUCGCUAGCUGUUCUCCCUGAGACAAGUACCCAGGAGCAGACGAUUCGCGCUCUCUCUCCUUCGCCAGCAAAAGCGGUGGUUACUGAUGAACACUCCAGCCAGGAAAGAAAAACGCCAUCACCAGGUGGAAUCAGAGCUAUGUGGCGCACAAAUAAGAAGGACAUUGCUUGGCGAGGGCUAGUGGAACCAGAUAACAAUGAGGAGCCUCUGCUGCUCUUAGCUUGGCACCGUGACACGUUAUGGCUGGAGCAGUUUCACGUGACAGAAAACCCUUGGACAGUGGUCUGUUGUCUUCACCCCGUGGGGUAUGCAGCUCUCUCUCUAAUAAUUUUUAGACACCGUGAUACUUGUAUCGAGCUUCAUUUGCGCGGAAUCUCACCCGAUUUGUACCACCCGUGGGCGAAAGUUCAGUGA